CGAGUACGAGGCAUAUCGUAGGCCCCUCUGGCAGGCUUACCGACCCCCGUUGCAUGCUGGCGCAGAUAGCAGGCCCUUACAGAGCAUCUUUCUCGACCACCGCGGACAGCAUCAGCGCUCACGUCAUAUGACAUUCUCUGCCCUCUGCACGUCGCUGACAUGCUCUGCGCGUCCCCCGCCUUAUAAAGCCCUGGCUUGCAAUCCCACCUUCCCCUUCUCAUCCCUAUCGAUCUCCGCGCGAACAUCACCCAUAUCCGCCUUAUCUGCAUCGCGCCCUUUCACCCCCCCAGCAUCCGUCGCGCACACGUCGACUCCUACGACCACCAUAACAUCUCGCACUCUCACCGCGACUCGCAGGUUAUCCAACGUACGCCGUGCGGUGCAUGCUAUUCAGGCACCGCUUUUGACCCCCAUCUAGCUCUCUAGAACUAUCACAACAUCAGCUGCCUCCAGCAUGCCUCCAGUCACACAGCCGGGACGCGACAAGUACGACAUUGUCUGGAUUGGUGGUGGAAGCGGUGGUGUAGCGGGAUCUCGUCGUGCAGCAUCGUAUGGUGCUAAGGUUGCCCUCAUUGAGGCCACACCCAAGUUGGGCGGUACAUGUGUCAAUGUCGGAUGCGUGCCCAAAAAGAUCAUGUGGCACGCGGCAGAUAUUGCUGAGAAGAUCCGCCACGCCGAGAAUUACAAGUUCAAGGGUACGGCCAACGUCGCCAAGGAGGGCGUCGAGCUCCACGAGGGCAACGCAGUCGUCACGUCCCCCACCACCGUCGAGGUGAAGCGGCCCGACGGCUCAACCUACACGCUCAACACUGACAAGAUCGUCGUCGCGACGGGCGGGCGACCGACAAUCCCCUCGGACGACCAGAUACCCGGCGCGAGUCUGGGCAUCAACUCGGACGGGUUCUUCGACCUCGCGGAGCAGCCGAAGCGCGUCGCGGUCGUGGGCGCAGGCUACAUCGCGGUCGAGCUGGCGGGCGUGCUCCACACGCUCGGGAGCGAGGUGCACAUGUUCAUCCGCGGCGAAACGGUCCUGCGCACGUUCGACCCGUCGCUGCAGGAGGUGCUCACGAAGUGGAUGGAGCACACCGGCAUCAACUUCCACAAGGGCUCCAACAUUAAGAAGGUGGAGGGCGCGAAGGGACAGGCGAUCACGCUGCACACGGACAAGGGCGAGGCGGUCGAGGUAGACUGCUUGCUCUGGGCGAUCGGCCGCCAUUCGAAUACGGAGGGACUGGGCUUGGAGAAGCUCGGCGUGGAACUGGACAAGAAGGGCAACGUCGUCAUUCCCGGCAUAUACGCGCUGGGCGAUGUUGCUGGCAAGGCCCUGUUGACGCCUGUGGCAGUUGCGGCAGGGCGGAGGCUGAGCAAUCGGUUGUACGGCGGGGGGAAGUACAAGACUGACCACCUCGACUACACGAACAUCUCAACCGUCGUCUUCUCCCACCCAACCAUCGGCACCGUCGGCCUGACCGAGCCUGAAGCCCGCGAAAAGUACGGCGCCGAGAACAUCAAGAUAUACAAGUCAAACUUCCGCGCGCUCUACUUCUCCAUGAUCAACGAGGACCACAAGGAGCCGUCGAUGUACAAGCUGAUCGUGACGGGCCCCGAGGAGAAGGUGAUCGGGAUCCACAUCAUCGGUCUGGGCAGCGACGAGGUCAUGCAGGGCUUCGGCGUCGCGGUCAAGAUGGGCGCGACAAAGCAGGACUGGACGAUACCGUGGCGAUCCAUCCCACAGCUGGUCACCCUCCGGUGAAUGCCUGAUCCGGGAGGAUCCCAAGAGUGGACUGAUGACAUCGCGUGAGCACGGCACGAUGGAUGGUGUCGUAUGGCGGAUAAAGUGAAAGAAGUACUGGUACAGUCCUGGUAUUGUAUAUGUUAUACGCGUUUUCUGGCAGACUGAUCAAUCAGGACGGUCAUCGAUGAACCGAUAUGCUCGAAGUCAGCGGAGCCGCGGCUGCAAACCGUACAGCCGUGACGAAUUGCUACAUCGUGGCCCUGCACGCGAUGUUCGUAGGAGAAUGAGAUAUGCACCAGAUUGCAAGUAUCGCGGCUGUGGGCCACAGGAAGUGACUCCAAGUCUCCAUUAGCC
Messenger RNA from Fomitopsis serialis, 2089 nucleotides. Its product is annotated as glutathione reductase. The coding region runs from base 455 to 1753 and encodes 432 amino acids. Gene Ontology annotation, biological process: cell redox homeostasis; cellular response to oxidative stress; glutathione metabolic process. Lineage: Eukaryota; Fungi; Basidiomycota; Agaricomycetes; Polyporales; Fomitopsidaceae. Gene Ontology annotation, cellular component: cytosol; mitochondrion. The transcript has 8 exons. The record is from RefSeq and is a predicted model, not a curated record. Gene Ontology annotation, molecular function: glutathione-disulfide reductase (NADPH) activity; flavin adenine dinucleotide binding.